AUGGCUUCGACAAGAGAUGCUGCGAGUGAGGAGCAUGUGGAUCUGAAUAGUGAGAAAGAGAGAGGUGAAGAGGCGGAUGUUGAUGUGGAGAGGGUUGGGGUACAGCCCGGUUUGCAACGAACAUUGUCCGAACCGCCGUACUCUGUGUUCAGCAAGGGAAUGAAGACAUGGAUUAUCUUCCUGGUUUCUAUUUCGUCACUGAUAUCACCGUUUGGCGCCUCCAUGUUUUUACCGGCACUGAAUGUGCUUUCCGAUGUGUUGCAUAUUACUCCUUCGCAAGUCAAUAUCUCCAUCACGACGUAUAUGAUUGCGCAAGCUAUAGCUCCGGCAUUCUUGGGUACCUUAUCCGACAACAGCGGACGGAGACUGACCUUCAUCAUCUGCUUCGUCAUAUACAGUAUUGGAAACAUUGGUCUCGCACUUCAAACAAAUUACACCGCCCUACUCAUCCUGCGCAUGUUGCAAGCAGUAGGUGGUACAGCUGCCAUUGCUUUGACCAUGGCAGUUGUUGCGGAUAUCUCGACAUCGGCUGAGCGAGGAACUUACAUGGGAUAUGCACAAGCAGGUAUCCUCAUGGGCCCAGCUUUUGGACCAGCAAUCGGAGGUCUCCUCGCACAGUACCUAGGCUGGCGAUCGAUCUUCUGGUUCCUAGCCAUCUUCUCCGGAGUCCUUCUCGUUCUCUUUGUCUUUCUCUUCCCAGAGACUUGCCGAAAAGUCGUCGGCAACGGCUCUAUACCCCCUCAAGGUGUCAACCGCUCCGUCAUAAGCUGCAUUCAACAACGCAAACUCGCCAAAUUAUCCCCUGACGAAAUCUCAACCAAGCCCGAAAAGAAGAAAAUUGCCUGGCCCAAUCCCCUCGCCACGUUCCGUAUCCUAGCUGAGAAAGAAUCUGGUAUACUCUUAAUGUACAACGGCCUCUUCUUCACUGGGAUGAUGGUCACCGUCUCGGCGAUCCCCACCCUCUUCUACGAAGCCUACGGUUUGGAUGAACUCCAUAUCGGCCUCUGCUACAUCUCCAACGGCGUCGCAGCACUCGUAUCCUCCUUAACCAUGGGCCGCGUCGUAGAUUGGAACUUCCGCCGCUACGCCCGCGCCAUCGGCAUGACGAUAACAAAAGGCAAACAACAGGAUCUCAGCAACUUCCCGCUCGAGCGCGUUCGCCUGCAAAUCCUCAUCCCGGGGCACAUCCUCGGCAUGUUUGGUCUUGUGAUGUUUGGCUGGACACUCAAGUUCCGGACGCACAUCGUGGGACCGGAAAUCGCGCUGUUCGUGAUGGGUUUUGGUGUAACGACAGCGUUUAAUAUUACGAAUGGGUUGUUGAUUGAUUUGCAUCGCGAUCAACCGGCUGCGGCGACGGCGGCAGUGAACUUUGCGAGGUGUUUUAUGAGUGCGGGAGGCACGGCAGCGAUUAUACCCAUGUGUCAUGCGAUGAAUCCCGGGUGGGCGUUUACAUUUAUCGCAUUUAUCUAUGUGAUUUUGUUGGGUGUUGUACUGUGGGUUAUGAGGAAUGGAAUGAAAUGGAGACAGAAGUUGGCGGAGAAGAAAAAACUUCAGAGUGAAGCAAAAGAAAAAGAAAAGGAGGCGAGAGAAGAAGCGGCGCGAACCUGAUAUAUUGAAAUGGUCUUACUAUAUAGAAAGUCAACACACGAAGAAUGAUACCCCCCAUCUAUUUCCAAUCCCGUCUACCAAAAAGCCCGCCCACUCU
Messenger RNA from Pyrenophora tritici-repentis Pt-1C-BFP, 1705 nucleotides. Its product is annotated as MFS-1 multi-domain protein. Gene Ontology annotation, cellular component: plasma membrane. Gene Ontology annotation, biological process: transmembrane transport. Gene Ontology annotation, molecular function: transmembrane transporter activity. NCBI's taxonomy places the organism in Eukaryota, Fungi, Ascomycota, Dothideomycetes, Pleosporales, Pleosporaceae. The record is from RefSeq and is a predicted model, not a curated record.